Prosopis cineraria is the source of this 888-nucleotide messenger RNA. Its product is annotated as F-box protein At2g41170-like. Gene Ontology annotation, molecular function: protein binding. Lineage: Eukaryota; Viridiplantae; Streptophyta; Magnoliopsida; Fabales; Fabaceae. Bases 1 to 888 code for a protein of 295 amino acids. The transcript has 4 exons. The record is from RefSeq and is a predicted model, not a curated record.
AUGUCGUUAAAGAAAGAUUUAGAGUCGAAGAAAGAGGAGAAGGAAGUGGAACGCAAGAUUUCUCUCUUAGAUUUGCCUGAACCAAUUUUGGAACACAUUCUUCAGUGCCUGACGGCUGCUGAAUUGUGCAAACUAGCACAUGUGUGCUCUUCUUUGAGAGUUAGAUGUAGAAGUGAUCCUUUAUGGGAAAAGCUCAUAAUACGUAAAUGGGGGAAAUUAAUUGGUAAUGUUGCUUAUCAAGAAUGGAAAUGGCAUUUAGCUACAAGAGGGAGAGAGAAUUAUUUUAGCCAACAAGUUCAAAAUGGAUCGUUGGGAUCAGUCUCAGGUGUUUGGCCAAUUAUUUGCCUUGGAUCAUUUUUAGAACACUGCAAGCCGCCUGGUAAUUCACUGUCAGAAGAUUCAAUGAUGGCUUGGUAUUUCUAUGUUGAGAAAGGCAAAUUCUGGUUUCCUGCUCAAGUCUACAAGAGCGGUGAUUAUAUGCUUUAUUGUUACGAUGCUUUGGUCAGUUAUAAUUGUAGAUCAGAUCUAUUUAUAACCAGGUCUCAGUACUCUGGUUGGCGAGUGAUGGAAGAGAGUAUUAAGUGGGACAGAUUGCGAGUAACUCCAACUCAGAUUCCAUAUGUUCUUCAUAUUUCUGAUUGUUUGAAUGACUUGAAGCCUGGGGAUCAUAUAGAAGUCCAGUGGAGAUCAUACAAAGAUUGCCCUUAUGGUUUGUUGAUUGUUGGGUUCAUACAGUACCCUGCUGGUUCUCCGUAUAGACGAGUAGCGUUGAAGAGAGUGAACCUCGAACAAACAAGCAACAUAGGAGGUGGCUUUUAUGGUGGAAUCAGAAAGCUUCAAAGUGAUGAAGUUGAAAAGUGGAAGCAGCUUUGGCCCGCUGUCGUUUAG